AUGAAAAUUCCACCUUCACGGAUCGACUGUAUACAGGAUUUUUUUUUUUUUUUUUUUCAAACGUUUUUCUUGCUUAAUCUUUUGUAUAUUAUUAUAGAGGCAGAUAAUUCUCGAAUAUCGUCAACAAUGAGCAAAAGAGCUUUAGACGAGGUAGAAUCUUCAGUGGUUGAGGAAAAAGUUUUAAAGAAGAAGCAAAAACUUGAUAAACAAGGCAAAGAAAAAGACAAAAAGUCCAAGCGAUCUAAAAGAGACAAAUCUGAAGACUCUAAAAAUCUCAAGGAAAAGAGGAAGGACAAAUACGGUGUCAACUCCAAAAAUGCAGAUGGCCAAAAUUUAGAGAAAAUCGAACCUGCUAUUAUCAAGCAGAUUGCAAUUUCUGAUUUGAUGUCAGUUGAGCAUUCAGUUUGUGUCAUUCAAGAGAAUUUGAAAAAGCUCAUGCAGUUAGCACCAAACUUAAGAGACCUAGAACAAUAUACGAACUUUCUUAUUGCACAAUCAACAAAGUCAGGUAUGGGUACCAAUGGUGAUAUUACUGCCAAAAUAUUGUUGUUAUCAAAAUCUCAUAAAAUUCAGUUGGCAUCUCAGUUGAAAACAUUAUCAGAGAAUGGUCAGUUGCCGAUUGUUAAACAAAUAAUAGACUUUGACAACGACACAGUUCUGGAAAAUGUAAGUGACGUGCAGCUAAAGUUAAAGGAGAAGAACAGGGAGCUACAUCGUGGUGGAACUUCCUCAGAAGCUUUCAACUCGCUACUUCCACCACUACCUACAAUUGACGAUUCUGUGCUAGAAGCCAAAGUGUUUGUUCAUAAAUCUGCUACUAACAAUGAGUUAUUAUCUUCGAAACAAGAUACCGUGCAGUCUAACAACGAAAGGCUAGAAUUCCUAGGUGAUGCUGUCUUGGAGACCGUCAUCUCGGAUGUCAUUGAAUAUAGAUAUAGAGGAUUUGAUGAAGGGCAACUAUCAUCUCUAAGAUCUACAUUGGUUAAAAAUGAGACAAUUGAAUUACUUUCUAGAGCCUAUAAAUUUCCAGAACGUCAAAUGGAAUUGCUAGAUUCUCAUAUGGUGAAGACUGAACUGACAGAAUUCAAAGUAGGCAAAAAUAAGAGAAUCGCUGAUUUAUUUGAAGCGUAUAUUGGUGCUCUAUUUAUAGACAAGGGAAGAAACGGACCGGCUUACGACUUUAUUAAGGACUGGCUGUCAAAAGUUUAUUCUCCCAUUUUAAAGGAGUUUGAUGGUUUUGACCAUUUGAAGUAUCUCCAUGUUAGUUCCAAAUUGCGUAACCAACUAUUAAGCGAAACCCCAGAAACCGUUGCAUGCAAAGCAGAUCAGAAUAAAUCAAAACAUAUUCAGUUCGACACCUUAGACUCCGAGGAAGAUAAGGUGUCUGAGGUGGAGAGUACAUCUUCAGCAACCGUACUAGAGAAAGAACUGAAAUUUCCAAUCACUUUUACGUCCUCGGAACCUGUGAACAAACUUGCUAAGGGAGAACUAUAUGCACUUAUAGGAAGUGCUAAACUACAUCCAAUUUACAAGAAUGAAAAAUCUCAAAACGAUAGUAAACACUAUUUGACAACAUGCUCCAUUGCGGAGGAUAUUCUAGGGUACGGUGAAGGUAGAAACCUUAAGGAUUCUAGUGCACGUGCGGCUCAAGCUGCGUUACUGAAUAAACCGAUGAUUGAAAAGUAUCAUUUACUGAGAAUGAUGACUCCACGUUCGGAAACACGAGCAAGUCAAAAACUAGAGUUUGUGGAGAAACCAGAAGUUGCUAGUAGCACCACGCUUAAGCAGUACACACCUAAGUUUUUGAAGACUGUUCAAUAUAUCGGUAAAGAUGAAAUUCCCACUCCUAACAGCUCUUCAAAGAACAAGCUUGUCGAUUUAUUGGCUAAGAAAGGGGUUGUUCCUAGGUACCACGUCGAAGAAGACAAGGAAAAUAAGAGUAUUUUGCCGAUGUUCAGAACCACUUUGAAAGUCAACGAUAUCGAUGUUGCAUAUUGUAUUGAUGCCAGUAAAAAGAAGGGAUUAAACAAGGUAUCUCAAUGGUUACUACAGAAAAUUGAAGAAGUAGGUGAAAAAACUAUUUACCAUGAUCUAAAGCUGGAAUAA
Molecule: messenger RNA, 2106 nt
Organism: Pichia kudriavzevii
Lineage: Eukaryota; Fungi; Ascomycota; Pichiomycetes; Pichiales; Pichiaceae
Exons: 1
Coding region: 1-2106 (701 amino acids)
Biological process (GO): regulation of gene expression; rRNA processing; primary miRNA processing
Cellular component (GO): nucleus
Molecular function (GO): ribonuclease III activity; double-stranded RNA binding
Source: RefSeq, a predicted model, not a curated record